UAUUAUUAUUAGUUUUGGGGUUUCAAGCUAAACAUUUUUUUUUUUUUUUUUCGGGUUAGGGUUAGAGUUUUCGUCUUCUAGAUUUUCCGAUUCAAAUAUCUGCGAGCAGAUUGUUAUAUGUUUUCAGAAACCCUUACAGCCCCUAGAAUUUUUAUCUGAAGUUUCAACAAGUAGAUUGUUAGGGUUUUUCUUUCAAGAGUGAAACUCAGUUUGGAGUAUCGUGAAACUUUACAAACCCUAAAAUUUCUCUCUGAAGCUUCGACAAUGUCCGUGGACGCCCAAAACGAUGGUCUCAAGAAGCUCGAGUACCUUUCUCUGGUUUCGAAGGUUUGCACGGAGCUGGAAACUCAUCUCGGGGUCGGGGACAAGGUUUUGGCGGAAUUCAUCACCGACAUGGGUCGAAAGUGCGAAACUGUUGAUGAAUUCGAUUCCAAAUUGAAGGAGAAUGGCGCGGAAAUGCCGGAUUACUUUGUGAGGACUCUGUUAACUAUAAUUCAUGCCAUUCUUCCGCCGAAGCCCAAGUCGGAUGAUAAGGGAAUGAAGAAGGAUGGCGGUGAUGGUAAGAAAUCGAAGUUUCCGGCGUUAGGGAUCGGGGACAGUAAGGAGAGAGUGAGGGAACUUGAGCGAGAGAUUGAAAUAGAAAGCCGGGAUCGGCGCCGAGAGGAGGAAGAAGCGAAGCACAGGGAUGAAAGAAAUAGAGAUAGAGACGGAGAUAGGGAGAGAGAUGAUAGAAGAGAGAGGCAUAGGGAGAGAAAUGAUAGGAGUGAGAGGCAUAGGGAAAGAGAUGAUAGGAAUGAGAGGCAUAGGGAGAGAGCUGAUAGGAGUGAGAGGCAUAGGGAGAGAGAUGAUGGGAGUGAGAGGGGUAGAGGGAGGGAAGAUGAUGAUUAUGAUGAUAAGAAUGAUUACAGGGGUCGUGGAAGGCACCGGGAUCGAUAUGAGAAGCAUAGGAGAGAUGGGUAUGAAGAGAAUGGUGAUAAUAGGGAGGGUGGUGAAGAUGGGGGGGAUAGGAGGGGCGAUAGGGAUAGGAGAAACGGAAGGUAUCACUCAGAUGAGCCAGAAUUGUAUAACGUAUAUAAGGGGAGGGUUUCAAGAGUGAUGGACACUGGUUGCUUUGUGCAGCUGAAUGAUUUGAAGGGGAAAGAGGGUUUGGUGCAUGUUUCUCAGAUUGCGACUCGGAGGGUGGGUAAUGCAAAAGAUGUGGUGAAGAGGGAUCAGGAGGUUUAUGUUAAGGUGAUCUCUGUUUCGGGUCAGAAGCUGAGUCUUUCUAUGAGGGAUGUUGAUCAGAAUACUGGGAGAGAUUUGAUUCCUUUGAAAAAGAGCUUGGAGGAUGAUGCUUUGAGAACGAACCCUUCAGGUGCAAACCAGGGGCCUGUGAGUAGGACUGGUCUUUCAGGAAUAAGGAUUGUAGAAGAGAAUGAUGCUGCCCCAUCAAGGCGACCAUUGAAACGGAUGAGUUCUCCAGAGAAAUGGGAAGCAAAACAGUUGAUUGCUUCAGGGGUUCUGGAUAUUAGGGAGUUUCCUAUGUAUGAUGACGAAGGAGAUGGCAUGCUUUAUCAAGAAGAGGGUGCUGAGGAGGAGCUUGAGAUUGAGAUGAAUGAAGAUGAACCGGCCUUUUUGCAAGGGCAGAGUCGAUACUCUAUGGACAUGUCUCCUGUGAAGAUCUUCAAGAAUCCAGAGGGGUCCUUGAGUCGAGCUGCUGCCCUUCAGUCAGCUCUCAUAAAGGAACGAAGAGAAGUACGGGAACAGCAGCAGAGAACAAUGCUUGAUUCUAUUCCUAAAGAUCUCAAUCGUCCCUGGGAAGACCCAAUGCCUGAGACAGGUGAGAGGCAUCUUGCUCAGGAGCUGAGGGGUGUUGGUUUAUCAGCCUAUGAUAUGCCUGAAUGGAAGAAGGAUGCUUUUGGAAAAGCCCUGACUUUUGGCCAAAGAUCAAAACUCUCCAUCCAGGAGCAGAGACAAAGCUUGCCUAUCUACAAGUUGAAGAAGGAACUUGUUCAGGCUGUGCAUGAUAAUCAGGUUCUUGUAGUCAUUGGUGAGACUGGUUCUGGCAAGACAACACAAGUAACACAGUAUCUAGCUGAAGCAGGUUACACUACCAGGGGUAAGAUUGGAUGUACCCAACCCCGUAGAGUGGCUGCAAUGUCUGUGGCAAAGAGGGUUGCUGAAGAGUUUGGUUGUCGUUUAGGAGAGGAAGUUGGGUAUGCUAUUCGGUUUGAGGAUUGUACUGGUCCAGAUACUGUCAUCAAGUACAUGACUGAUGGCAUGCUUCUCAGGGAGAUUCUGAUUGAUGACAAUCUUUCUCAAUAUUCUGUAAUUAUGCUUGACGAAGCUCAUGAGAGGACGAUCCACACUGAUGUCCUUUUUGGAUUGCUGAAGCACCUUGUGAAACGGAGGCCUGAUCUUCGCUUGAUUGUCACAUCUGCCACAUUGGAUGCAGAGAAAUUUUCAGGGUAUUUCUUCAACUGCAACAUCUUUACCAUCCCUGGAAGAACUUUUCCUGUGGAGAUACUCUACACCAAACAACCUGAAAGCGAUUACCUAGAUGCAUCUUUGAUUACUGUCCUCCAAAUUCAUUUGACAGAACCAGAAGGAGACAUCCUCCUCUUCUUGACUGGUCAGGAGGAGAUUGAUCAUGCAUGCCAGUCUCUUUACGAGAGGAUGAAAGGGCUAGGUAAAAAUGUUCCCGAACUCAUUAUUUUACCAGUCUAUAGUGCCCUUCCUAGUGAAAUGCAGUCGAGGAUUUUUGACCCUGCUCCUCCAGGGAAGAGGAAAGUGGUUGUGGCUACCAACAUUGCUGAGGCUUCUUUAACCAUUGAUGGCAUCUUUUAUGUCAUUGAUCCUGGUUUUGCGAAGCAAAAUGUCUACAACCCCAAACAAGGGCUUGAUUCCUUGGUCAUAACACCUAUUUCACAAGCAUCAGCCAAACAACGAGCUGGGCGUGCUGGACGUACAGGACCUGGAAAAUGCUAUCGCCUUUACACUGAGAGUGCUUAUCGGAAUGAGAUGUCCCCAACCUCAGUUCCAGAGAUACAAAGGAUAAAUCUUGGGCUUACUACGCUUACGAUGAAAGCAAUGGGGAUAAAUGAUCUUCUGUCGUUUGAUUUUAUGGACCCACCUUCACCUCAAGCUCUUAUUUCUGCCAUGGAACAGCUCUACAGUCUUGGAGCUCUAGAUGAGGAGGGGCUUCUGACCAAAUUGGGCAGGAAAAUGGCAGAAUUUCCACUGGAACCUCCAUUAUCUAAGAUGCUACUUGCCAGUGUGGACCUUGGGUGCAGUGAUGAGAUUUUGACAAUCAUUGCAAUGAUUCAGACGGGGAACAUCUUCUACAGGCCCAGGGAAAAGCAAGCUCAGGCUGAUCAAAAGAGGGCCAAGUUUUUUCAGCCAGAAGGAGACCAUCUAACUUUGCUUGCUGUUUAUGAGGCUUGGAAGGCAAAGAAUUUUUCCGGACCGUGGUGUUUUGAGAACUUUGUUCAGUCUCGAUCCUUGAGGAGGGCACAAGAUGUCAGAAAACAACUUCUCACCAUCAUGGACAAGUAUAAAUUGGAUGUUGUUAGUGCUGGGAAAAAUUUCACGAAGAUAAGGAAGGCAAUUACAGCGGGUUUCUUUUUCCAUGCAGCAAGAAAGGACCCACAGGAGGGUUAUAGAACCCUAGUUGAGAACCAGCCAGUUUAUAUUCACCCAAGCAGUGCUCUUUUCCAGAGACAGCCAGACUGGGUCAUCUACCAUGAAUUGGUAAUGACUACAAAGGAGUACAUGCGAGAGGUUACAGUUAUAGACCCCAAAUGGCUUGUGGAAUUGGCACCAAGAUUCUUCAAAGUGGCAGAUCCCACGAAAAUGAGCAAACGGAAGCGUCAAGAGCGUAUUGAACCACUUUAUGACAGAUAUCAUGAACCUAACUCUUGGCGUUUGAGUAAACGUCGUGCUUGAUUUGUGCUUAAGCCUUCUAUUAGUGCUAACUGGUCCCAGAUUUCAUUUUGACAUUGCUUUUUGUUAUAAAUGUAGAUACUGUUUUUGUAUAAUUCUAUGAGGUGAUUUUUUACUA
Messenger RNA from Vitis vinifera (wine grape), 4039 nucleotides. RefSeq names its product probable pre-mRNA-splicing factor ATP-dependent RNA helicase DEAH5. Gene Ontology annotation, cellular component: intracellular anatomical structure; catalytic step 2 spliceosome. Gene Ontology annotation, molecular function: RNA binding; RNA helicase activity; ATP binding. The record is from RefSeq and is a predicted model, not a curated record. Bases 265 to 3924 code for a protein of 1219 amino acids. The transcript is spliced from 2 exons. Gene Ontology annotation, biological process: spliceosomal complex disassembly; mRNA splicing, via spliceosome. NCBI's taxonomy places the organism in Eukaryota, Viridiplantae, Streptophyta, Magnoliopsida, Vitales, Vitaceae.